AAGAACUUCCUGAACCGUUUUCGAGUAGUGAAUACUGAGUAGGGGCCUGGGAUGAGGAACUCCACCUCAGUGCUCACUGUUCAGUGCACAAUCCUAUACAAAGUAUUUUCACAAUCCUAAAGAACCCAGACGGCAUUAAAAGAUGAUGCUAAUGCUACAGCAAUCGCAAUGCAAAAACUACCGUUGAGGCAUUUCACCAAACACCUUACCUGCACGAAACGGAUCUUCUCCUCUCAGCUUCCCAAAACCAAAAUGGGCCUAUCCUCAAUAUCCUCUUCAACGCCUAUGCAACAAUCACAAUCACUUAAGGUCAAAUCCCUCCACACUUCACUCUUCUGCACGCUCAUUCACCUCUUCCUCCGCUGCCACCGCCUCUCAAAGGCCAUAGGCGCCUUCUCCGCCAUGAGAAGUCACAAUCUUACUCCUGAUAUGCGUUCUUGGAACCGCCUCUUGGCUCACUUCAAUGAUGCCGGUUUGGUCGACCAGGUGAUGAUUCUUUACUCGGAAAUGGUCUCUUCUGGGGUCAGCCCCAAUGUGGGCACCCGUAAUAUAGUUAUUCAUUCUCUUUGUAAAGUUGGAAAGGUUAAAGAAGCUUUGGUCAUGCUUAGAGACUAUAAUUUGAGUGACACUGUUAGUUAUAAUACUGUAAUUUGGGGAUUUUGUAAAAAUGGGUUUCAGAAGGCGGGACUUGGAUUGGUGUCUGACAUGGUUAAAAGGCGCGUAAAGAUUGAUACUUUUACUUGUAAUAUACUGAUUAAGGGGUUUUGCGAAAUGGGAUUGUUGGAAACUGCUGAAUUUGUGAUGCAAAUGUUUAGUGGUAGUAGUAAUGUUUAUAGGGAUAUUGUUGGUUUUAAUACUUUGAUUCAUGGGUACUGUAAAGUUGGUGACAUGAAUGGUGCUGUUAGGUUGACUGAGAAAAUGAGAGAAGAGGGUGUGUUGCCUGAUAUUGUGAGUUACAAUAUUUUAAUUCAUGGGUUUUGUAAAGUAGGAGAUUUUGAUAGGGCCAAGAGUCUCAUGGAUGAGCUCUUGCAUUCUUAUGAGGAUGUGAACGUUUAUAACAAUAAGCAACAACAGAACAGUGAUGAGGGUGAAAAUAAGGAAUCUUUGGUUAGACGAUUGGACGUUCAACCAAAUCUAAUAACCUAUACAACAUUGAUUACUACGUACUGUAAGCAGCAUGGAGUUGAAGAAGUACUUGCCAUAUACGAGGAAUUGAUUAUGGCAGGGUUGUUUCCUGAUGUAGUUACAUAUAGUACAGUUAUAUGUGCUCUUUGUAAGGCUGGGAGAAUUGCUGAAGCCAAAUUACUUUUUGAGGAGAUGAAAAUUGUGGGAGUAGAUCCCAAUCAUGUCACUUAUUCAAUCCUUGUGGAUACUUUAUUUAAAGCUGGGAAUGGCAUAGCUGCAGAUAGUAUACAGAGUCAAAUGGUAGUUCGUGGUAUUGCCUUUGAUGUGGUGGUGUUUACAACUUUGAUGGAUGGGCUUUUCAAGCUAGGAAGGAAUAAGGAGGCUGAAGAUAUGUUUCAGAUCCUUGUGAAGUCCAAUAUAGUUCCCAAUCAUAUUUCUUAUACUGCAUUAUUUGAUGGGCGCUGCAAAUUAGGUGAUAUUGAGGGUGCGGAAUCUUUGCUGGAAGAGAUGGUGCAUAAAAAUGUUCUUCCAAAUAUUGUCACAUUAUCUUUAGUGAUUAAUGGCUAUGUCAAAGAGGGAAUGCUUGAUGCAGCAUCAAAUCUUAUGAAGAAAAUGGUCAGCAUGAAUAUCAUGCCUAAUGUUUUUACUUAUGGCAUCCUCAUAGACGGCUAUUUCAAGGCUGGUAAGAGAGAAAUUGCUUAUGGUCUUUAUGAGAAGAUGAAAUUGAGAGGGAUCAAGGAGAAUUGUUUCAUAUUAGACAUAUUGGUUAAUAAUAUGAAAAGAGAAGGAAAGGCAGACGAGGCUGAGGCACUAUUCAGGCACAAAGUGUCCAGUGGAUUUUUACCUGACCAUGUCAACUACACAUCUCUCAUGGAUGGACUUUUCAAAGCAGGGAGGGAGUCAGUAGCACUAGGAAUAGCGCAGGAGAUGGCAGAACAAAAUUUAGGAUUUGAUGUGACUGCAUACAAUGUAUUGGUCAAUGGACUAUUGGGACUUGGCCAAUAUGAAAUGCAAAAUGUUUAUGAGGGUAUGAGACAAUUUGGCUUGUUUCCCAAUAUUGCAACAUAUAACACCAUGAUUAGUGCCUACUGCCGAGAGGGAAAGCUGGAAAAAGCUCUUGAAAUCUGGAAGGAAAUGAUAAGUUGUGGGGUCAUGCCUAAUUCAGUCACUUGUAAUGUUAUUGUUAAAGGGCUUUGUGAGGUGGGUGAAGUUGGUAAAUCAAUGGAUCUGUUGAAUGAAGUGAUUGUUCUGGGGUUUACUCCCACAUUAACUACUUAUAGAUCUGUGGUUGAUGCUGCUUCAAAGUGUGAAAGGGCUGAGGCAAUCCUGCAAAUCCAUAGCCAGCUUGUUGAUAUGGGACUUAAGCUGAAUGUUUCAGUUUACAACACUCUUAUAACAAUCUUAUGCAGGCUAGGGAUGACUAGAAAAGCAAAAUCAGUAAUAAAAGAUAUGAAAGAAAAAGGUUUCUCAGCUGAUACUAUCACAUACAAUGCCCUGAUACGUGGAUAUUGUAAAAGCACACAUAUACAGAAGGCUUUUGUGACAUUUACCCAAAUGCAGGUUGAAGGAGUUGCCCCAAAUAUUGCAACAUAUAAUGCUCUUUUAGAGGGUCUAUCAACUGCUGGAUUGAUGGAUGAAGCGUCUGAGCUACUUCAAAAAAUGAGGAAGGAUGGGUUUAUCAUGAAUGCUAAUACUUAUGAAAUUUUGAUUUCUGGCUAUGGGAAGGCAGGGAAUAAAAGGGAGUCGAUAAAGAUUUACUGUGAGAUGAUAACUAAAGGUUUUGUUCCUCGAGUUGGCACUUAUAAUGUACUCAUGCAUGGGUUUGCCAAGUUGGGAAAGAUGAAGCAGGCUAGUGAGCUUAUGAAUGAAAUAGAACACAGAGGAGUACAACCUAAUUCUUCAACUUAUGACAUACUUAUAACUGGGUGGUGUGAGCUAUCAAAUCAAGCAGAGGUUGAGAGGUCACAGAAAUUAGCCUACCAGGCUGAGGCGAGAAGGUUAUUUAAGGAGAUGAACGACAAAGGUUUUACUCCAAGUGAAACCACAAUCUCUUGUAUCAGUCCAGCUCUUGCAAAACCAGGGAAAAGGGUUGAUGCCCAAAGGUGGUUGGAAAAGUUUUACAAGAGGAAGAGCACUUAAUUAAAGAUGCAGCUUGAUGUCCAAUUUGGCAAAUUGACCAAUAGUUAACUUCAAAAUAUGGAUUUCAUUGGAAGUUGAAGAGAUUAUGAAAAUGUUUGAAAGAAGAGUGAAAACAAAGAAAGGAAUAUCAUAUUUGAGGAGUUGGGCCCAGUAGCAGGUACAGUUCUUUCAUAUGAAACAUGUGCAGUGCAGAAAUCAUUUCCAGAUGGUACAUAGCACAUCUUCUGUGGAAUCUCGUAGAGAAGUAUAAGGAUAAAAUACAUGUCAAAGGUUCAAAUUAUCAGCCACACAUAAAGAUCUGGGGUUAACUGCUAUAUCCUUGUGUCGUGCAUAGCUGAUUUUUCCUGCUGUAGCCUGUCUAGGCCUGUAGAUCUUUUUUGGUUCCAAUGAACAGGGAAAAGAGCCAUUAUUGCAGAGUUAUCCUCCUGGCAGAAAACAGGAGCAAACAACUAAUACAUAGAGGUUUUUAUGGAUACCUAAGUUCCCAGUACUACACUGUGAGCACACAUUUUCCACAAAACGAGACACACUAUGGGUUCAGGAAAUUGUCAAAUUGAUGUUCUCUUUUUCUGUUGGCUGAGCCACAUGAAAGUACAAUGCCAUUGCAUUCUACAAUCUGAUGGUUUAAGGAAUUUAUAUAUUCUUCGGGUAGAACUACAUUUCUCAAACUUCUAUAGGGAGGUUUUGCUUCUUGGGUGUCUCUCUAGUUUGCAUCAACUGGUUUGAUUUUGAUACAGAUUGAUCAAUUAGGUCAUUGCACAUCCUUAAAGUCUGAAGUUACAUGAAUCAUGACUGCUUAUCUAAGACCAAAUUGUUUCAUUGACACCACAGAGUAUGAAAGUCAUAGUUUUGGACACAUUCUACAUGGGGUAAGUCUGGAUUAUUUUUUUUUUCAAACGUCAAUGAAGAUGGUUAGUAGAAAUUUGGCUGUACUCUCUGGACAUUUUUUGGCUAAUAUUGUUCUAUGAGAUUAUUGUUAUAUCCUAAAGGAAAACAGCAUCCAAUUCUGCUGGCAGUUUGGGAUCUUGAAUACUUGUUUGCUAACCACUGGACUUAAAAGAAGUUUGUGACUAUAAAGAAUCAAUAGGCAAGAAAACUACUCGUGUUUUUUUACUAUUCAAUCUUUUUCCAUGAUUUAGUGCCACUGUCAGUGUUACUGAUGACCAAUGGUUUUGACAAUUUUUUUCCCACUUGGUAAUAUAAUGAAGUGCAAGGAUGCAGACUUGUUCUCAAGACGUGAGUCAACAAUUUGUAUCACUCGAACUACCUAAGGAUACAAUUUUCUUUACUCAGCUAAUUUUAGCUAGAUUAAAUAUGAGAAAUGGAUACUGAAUUUCUUGUAAUACCAGCUAGCCUAAUCCCACAUUGCGGGUUGCAUGCUUUUCAGCAUUUUCAGUAGAUGCAAAUUGUUCUGUUAAAGCUGGUCGCGGCCACUGAUUCAAGAUCUUUUCUUUGCUUUCUAAUGUAUACAAAUGACAUCACUUUAAUCCAGGAUAGAGGUACUUAAUUUUUAUCUAUAGUUCAUAGCUCCUGGGAAAAGUAAUAUCACAAUGUUCUAGUUUCACAUCUAAAUACUAUGCCAUUAACUCAUGGACAAUGCAAAAUUAAGUAUUAAUGACGACUUCGCCGCAUCUUAUAAAGGUUCAAUUAUAGCCCUGCUAUAACUCCCAAUGCAAGAUUACAGUUCAUGGAUUCUUGCUGCCACUGUUAUGACUUCAUUCAAUAUCGUACUGAUAACAAGAAAGAUCAGAGUUUUCCCAAUUGUUCCAUCUCUUAUAUUCCUAUGUGUAUGAUCUGUAAAAUUUUACGGUGUUUGACUAAUUCAUGCUGGAUCUAUAAUACAGUAUUUGAGUACAAAUACACAGCAUGGCGUCUUCUUUAUGUAUGUAAUUUCUGAGGUAUUGGUUGAUGCAAAGAUGGUAUAACAUUGGGUUUGCCAGACAUAAAUACAACAGUUGGAAUUGUUAUGAGGUCUCAGAAAUUUGGGUUAAUAGCACAACUACUAUGACGAGUUUAAGGACCCCAGUUCCUAACUUCCGGGCUAUGGGUUUUGUUCACUGGGUUAUAUUCAUUCACCUACUUAGGUUGUUGAUCUGACUUUGAAUGGUAAAUUAUUCAUUUUCUCUUGUUGCUUUGGGCCACAAUAGCUAUCUGGUUGGUGCACUCUUUAUGGUGUAUUGUUCUCUGUGAUCAAGGUCCAUUCAGUAUUCCAUGAAUGAGCAACAAUUUCCUGGAAAAACAGCAGAAUCAGAUGAUACAUUUGGUUCUCUACCAAGUUCAUUGAUCAUUUAACUACAUGUUGAAGAAGGAUGCAUUUAUUUUAUCUGUUCAAGACUUGUGUCCGUUUGUCCUGCUUUCUGCUCUGACAUCCCUUGUCUAUCUCUUGCAGCUUCUUGAACAUGUCAUACGUAUGGUACCAUGGCAUUGAAGGAAUUCUAGUUGCAUGUGGUGGACAUGCUUUUCUGUGAUAAGACAGGAGGAAAGGAGAAUCAGUUAAACGGUUUGGACAACUGGGACUUCAUUUUUAGUCAAGAGUGGGGUGCAAAAUUGAAGACAGCAGAUCACGGAUAGGGUAUGCUUCAUUUAUUGAAAGGGUGAAUGAAAUUCCAGAUGCUGCUCGAGUGAGUACACCAACCGCUCUGUUUUCUCAAGACCAGACAAUAGAACAUGGAGAGUCGUGUUAAGGCUUUAGGUGCAGGCACUUCUCCCUGUGAAGAGAGAACAGCUCAAAAAUAUUAAAGGAAGCCACAUGCAGGAAAGCAUAAUAAUGGAAACAAGCUGACCAGACUUGACGCCAUUACACCUAAUUGAGAGGUAUGUUUUGAUUAGGAAGGCAUGAAUUUACGAUUAGUCUUGAAAUGGAAAUAGGAGAGCCUUUCUUUGCAGUUUGUUUGGUGAGUUACAAUAAUGAUAGAUAAUCAAAGAAUCAAGAGAAGCAAUCCCAGUCCUUGGAUCUGUUGUAGCCUGUGAACAGCUCAAAUUUUCGGCCAAGUGAAGGACAAAAAUUGAUCUGUUAUUGAAUCAUGACCAGUUGCUUCCCUUAAUCAAAAUCUUAGUAAUGUGUCACUUCAUGUUAA
Molecule: messenger RNA, 6341 nt
Organism: Coffea arabica (coffee)
Lineage: Eukaryota; Viridiplantae; Streptophyta; Magnoliopsida; Gentianales; Rubiaceae
Source: RefSeq, a predicted model, not a curated record